Molecule: messenger RNA, 1172 nt
Organism: Amblyraja radiata (thorny skate)
Lineage: Eukaryota; Metazoa; Chordata; Chondrichthyes; Rajiformes; Rajidae
Gene: mblac2
Product: metallo-beta-lactamase domain containing 2
Exons: 2
Coding region: 17-868 (283 amino acids)
Source: RefSeq, a predicted model, not a curated record
GAGUGAAGGAGGGAGGAUGAUCGCGGAGCCGGACGCCGAGCCGGUCGGGGACGGUACUGGGGAAUGGUUCUGGCACCAGCAGGUGUUGCCCGGCCUGUACCUGAUCCGUGAGCGCUAUUUCGAGGCGGCCAAGCGCGCCAACAUCUGGCUGCUGCAGGGUUCACAGCGGGACCUGGUGGUGGACAGCGGCCUGGGCCUGGUCAACCUGCCCAGCUUCCUGCGGGCCCGCGGCCUGAUCGGCUCCAAGCCCGUGAUGGUCGUCGCCACCCACGUCCACUUCGACCACUCGGGCGGCCUGCACCACUUCGACCGGGUGGCCGUGCACAGGGCCGAGGCCAGCGCCCUGGUGCAUGGAGACAACUACGAGACGGUCACCUGGCUGUCUGACGUCGAGAUUUCCAAGGCCCCUCAGCCGGGCUGGAAAGCAAACACCUACAGAGUGAAGCCUGUGCACCCUUCCCGUGUCCUAGACGAGGGUGACAUUAUUAAUCUUGGAAACCGUCAGCUCACUGUUCUACACAUGCCUGGUCACUCCAGAGGUUGCAUCUGCCUUCAUGACCAGGAGAAUCGUAUUCUCUUUAGUGGUGAUGUCGUAUACAAUGGUGCCUUGAUUGACUGGCUCCCUUUCAGUAACAUCAGUGACUACAUCCGAACAUGCAGACGCAUAAUGACUCUAGUGGAAAAUAACCUUGUGCAACAAGUGUUACCAGGUCAUUUUGAUUCCUUUGAUGCAGAAAGACUUUACAACUUGACCUCGAGUUAUGUUGCCAGUGUUGGAGUGUGCCAUAAAAUUUCAUCAUUCACUCUUCAGUGCAUUGCUACUCUCGUCUUAUGGUUGAAGUAUCGUCGUGGACGGAAUGCUCGAUAAGAUUGAUGGCACAAAACUUAACACUUCAGCUUUCAGAUUUUAUUAAGAUUGCUUUGUAAAGAAGGAGUGUAAUUGUAAAUUAAAUUAUAUUCGUUAUUAGAGGUUAUUACUUGCUAAUUAAAGGAGACUAUUUUAUGAUCAUCCAUCUUUGCUUUGGAAUUGUAUGGUCAUGUAACAAUUCUGCAACUAACAUGUUGAAUAUGUUGUGAGUAUAUUAAGUUUCCAAAGUAUAGAAAUGAAAAUUUGAUUUCACAAUGGAAAAAGAAAAUUCAUAUUGAAGUUUUUAUAUUUUAUGAAACAAUGC